AUGCGGUCAACGACAUUACUCCUGAUGGCCGCGAGCUUCGCCGUAACGGGCGUAAGCGGCGUCCGGGCCGCGGCGAACCUGUGCUUCUUCCCUGGCGGUAUCCAGAGCCUCGACGUUCCGUGCGACCCCAAGGCCGAGGUCAGCAUGUGCUGCGGCUCCGUGAACGCCUGUCUGAGCAACGGCUUGUGCAAGCUCGAGGAUACGUCUAACAACACUGGCAUCGCGUAUGCGAGAGGUACAUGUUCGGAUCCGACUUGGCAGAGCCCGAUUUGCCCGCAAAAUUGCGUACUAAACCCCGACACGAGGAAAAACAGCUCGGCAUACGACUUCCGCUUCAACGGCGUCCAAGUAUGGCAAUGCGACAGCCAAGGUUUCGCGACGCCGGGGAAGUUCUGCUGCGAAUCCGCCGCCGAAAAGACGCGCUGCUGCUCCACGCCGGCCGCCAUCUUCGGACCCCUCAUCGCCGCCACGCCGGGAAACGCACUGGCCGUCCAGACAUUCAACUCAAACGCAAAGACUACGCCGACACCGUCCGCCUCGGGCUCCCGCCACGGAGGAAGUGCGGCAGAGGCAACGGGACCGGGACAUACGCCCGCGGUGACUUCGAUACCGACGAUGACCUCCAAGAUCCCUGCGUCUACGCCGGCUGUGGCUGACGGCGUGGCGCCGACCGACCCGGGACAGAACACGGGCAACAACGGCGGCAACCAAGAGAAGCAAGGGCUGGGAACUGUGGCCAUGGUCGGCAUGGGAGUCGGUGCGAGUGUGGGCGGUGCGCUGCUCGUUGCUGUCGGCGUCAUGUGGUGGAUGAGGAAAGAGAGAAAGGACAGAGGACCCGUGGAGCUUGACGGGUCGAGUAUGCACGGCGAUCUGUCACGGUCAAAUACCGGACGGAUCGCGUACGGCGGUAUGAAUGUCGGCAACGGCACGGGCACGGUCAGCUCGAUGGGCACGGGGACGAUGGUCGGAGGGACGUAUGGUAUGGGCAUGGGCGUGGGCAGCGUCGGACGUCGGACGAGCAGCGAAUGGGACGGCAGCCCAGGCGGGUUUGGAGGUGCGUAUCAGAUGGCGGAGAUUGAUGGCAAGGAGACGCUCGUUGUGUCUGAGCCAAAGGGGAGAAAGAAGAGUUUGUACGAGCUGCCAUAG
Messenger RNA from Colletotrichum truncatum, 1146 nucleotides. The record is from RefSeq and is a predicted model, not a curated record. Lineage: Eukaryota; Fungi; Ascomycota; Sordariomycetes; Glomerellales; Glomerellaceae.